CUCUCCCUCCGCAUCUUAUUCAAACAACACAAACUCUCAAACAUUCCAUUCAUCUCUACCAAUUCCCAUUAUACCCUUUCCUUGCUGAUAUCAGAGACCAAUGGCUCGCACUAAGCAGACGGCCAGGAAAUCGACGGGAGGCAAGGCCCCACGUAAGCAGCUGGCUACCAAGGCUGCGAGGAAAUCGGCCCCAGCGACCGGAGGCGUGAAGAAGCCGCACCGAUUCAGGCCAGGGACGGUGGCCCUGAGAGAGAUCCGGAAGUACCAGAAGAGCACGGAGCUUCUGAUAAGGAAGCUGCCUUUCCAGAGGCUCGUCCGUGAGAUAGCUCAGGACUUCAAGACGGAUCUGAGGUUCCAGAGCAGCGCUGUCGCUGCUCUCCAGGAGGCUGCCGAGUCCUACCUGGUAGGCCUCUUUGAGGACACCAACCUCUGCGCAAUCCAUGCCAAGAGGGUCACCAUCAUGCCCAAAGACAUCCAGCUUGCACGCAGGAUCCGUGGAGAAAGGGCUUAGAUGAUCAAUGGUCUUGAUGCAGUUGCUGCUGCCUUUGUUUUCUUUAUUUCUGUCAUUUUGGAUGUGGCUGCAGAUUUCUAUCUUUGGUUUGUUCCUGUACACUGCUAAUGAAAAUCUUCAACGUUUUCAUA
Molecule: messenger RNA, 642 nt
Organism: Magnolia sinica
Lineage: Eukaryota; Viridiplantae; Streptophyta; Magnoliopsida; Magnoliales; Magnoliaceae
Product: histone H3.2
Exons: 1
Coding region: 101-511 (136 amino acids)
Cellular component (GO): nucleosome
Molecular function (GO): protein heterodimerization activity; DNA binding; structural constituent of chromatin
Source: RefSeq, a predicted model, not a curated record